AUGCAAUCGUUGGCCAAUCUUGCAUCGAAUAUAAUUGAUCGAGAAGCAUUUGCAUCAUGUACAAACGAUUUUUCUCGUAUAUCAUAUCUUCUAUCAUGUUCUGAAUUUGUUUCACUUCUACAAAAAUCAUUAUUAGAUGAACAAACAACAUAUUUAAAAUGUUCAAAAACAUCUACUGAAUAUCGUGAAAAAGGCAAUGAAGCCUAUGCAUCUCAUAAUAAUAAUCUUGCACUAACAUUUUAUAAUCAAGCAAUUCGUUAUGCUCCAUCAUAUUCUCGUGAACUUUCACUUGCUUAUGGAAAUCGAUCAGCAACAUUAUUUAAUCUUAAAUAUUAUUAUUUAGCAUCACAAGAUGUACAUCGUGGACUUAAUCUUUUAUCAUUAAAUGAAGAAGAUGAUAAACGUCGAGAACGUCUUGAACAACGUUUACAACAAUGUCUUAAAAAUAAAUCUGAAGAAAUACAAACAAAUGAUAAUGAAAAUAAUCGAGUCGAAAAUGAACUUGAACAAUUAAAAUCUAAUCAAACAUUUAAUGUUAAUUAUCCAAGUUUAACAACAUAUGCUGAUAUUCAUACUUCAUUAGAUCGUGGUCGACAUGUUGUUUCAGCUAAUAUAUCAUCAUUAUUAAAAUCUGGUACAAUUAUUCUAAUUGAACAAGCAUAUGCAUCCGUUUUAUUACCAUCAGCAUGGUUGACACAUUGUCAUACGUGUUUACGUCGACUGCAUCUUAUUUUAUUUUCUUGUUCUCAAUGUACACGAGCAGUUUAUUGUUCAUUAGAUUGUCUUCAACAAUCAAUAGUUUGGCAUGCAUUUGAAUGUCGACUUACAAUUGAUCGUCUUGAUAAAAUGCAAUUAUUAGCAUUACGUUUAAUAACUAAAACUGGUUGGCAAUAUUUAUAUAAAAAUAAAUUAGAAUUUGAAAAUUAUCUUAAACAAAAUAGUACAGAAUAUCAAAUAGAAAAUCAUAAACAAAAAAUUUAUGAAUGGAAUAAUUAUGAAAAUAUUUUAAAAUUAGAAACAAAUUCACAUAAACGUACAAUUGAUGAUUUAUUUCAACGAUCAAUUCAAGCAUGUAUUAUUGGUUUAUCACUUAUUAAUAAUACAUCAUUUUCUCGAGAUGCAUAUGAAAAAAUAGAUUAUCAAAUAUAUAUUUGUUCAUUAAUUUUAUCUCAUCUACAAUCAUUACCAUGUAAUGCACAUGAAAUAUCAGAAUUUAUUUAUCAUCGUUUAUCACCACUUUCAUCAUCUUGUAUUGAAAUUGGUGCAGGUAUAUAUGCAACAUUAAGUUUAUUUAAUCAUUCAUGUAAUCCAAAUGUUAUACGAAAUUUUAUUGGUAAAACUGUAAUUGUUCGUCUUCUUAGUUCUAUAUCAUCAAAUAAUAUUGAAUUAUUAGAUAAUUAUGGUUGUUUAUCAGCAACAAUGGAUAAAAAUGAACGACAAAAAAAACUUGAUGAACAAUAUCAUUUUGAAUGUCAAUGUCAACCAUGUAUCGAACAAUGGCCAAAUUAUGAUCAAUUACCUGAAGGAACAGGUGAAAAAAAUAUAACAUCAAAAAAAUUUGAUGAAGCAUUUAAACGUUUAAUUGAUGGUGAAAGACCUUCAAUAAAUGAUCUAAAUAUAUUUGAAGAAUUUAUUGCUCAAUGUGAUGAACAAAUGCAAGAAAAUAAAAAUGUUAAAGGAAAAGUUUAUAAUAAUGCACAAGAAGCAUAUAAACAAUGUUUAAAUUUUUUCUAUCAUUCAAUUCAUAUAGAAGAUUAG
Rotaria sordida is the source of this 1758-nucleotide messenger RNA. The record is from the annotation of a GenBank genome assembly. Lineage: Eukaryota; Metazoa; Rotifera; Eurotatoria; Philodinida; Philodinidae.